Messenger RNA from Saitoella complicata NRRL Y-17804, 1618 nucleotides. RefSeq lists its product as uncharacterized. The transcript has 4 exons. The record is from RefSeq and is a predicted model, not a curated record. Gene Ontology annotation, biological process: negative regulation of silent mating-type cassette heterochromatin formation; negative regulation of rDNA heterochromatin formation. Gene Ontology annotation, cellular component: cytosol; Rpd3L complex. Bases 25 to 1551 code for a protein of 508 amino acids. NCBI's taxonomy places the organism in Eukaryota, Fungi, Ascomycota, Saitoellomycetes, Saitoellales, Saitoellaceae.
CAUUGAUUCAGCAUUUAUUCAGAGAUGCCGCAGUCGCAAAGGGAGAGAUCAGUACCAGCUGUUGACGAGGAGACGGAGAAGCAGAUCAUUGCCUUGAAGGAAACGCUCGCAGCCAGAUCAGAUGCAUCGGAUUCAGACUCUUCAGUCGGCGCAGCGACUCACAACCGUGGGCGCAAGCUGAAGCGCAAGGCUCGCUUUGUGCACAAAGGCAAACUCAACUUGCCGUACGGUCUUCAAACCGAUCGCGAGGUCGUCGAAUAUGCCAACAAGAAACGCGCGAUCAUCCGCCGCCGCGACGUCCCAACCUUCAAAUCCACCCGCAAACCCACCGACUCCGACGACGAAGAAGACGACGAUCAAACAGAAGGUGCCUCGGACACCGAUCCAUACGCAGCCGUCGACCUGAACGCGCUUCUCCGCCCGAUCGCUCACCCAUCCGAUCUUCUCCGACACCCAUCGUACCAGAACACGUUUCAGCGGAGUACGCUACCAUUACUCGCGACACAAGCUUUGGACGCGAUCAGCACGGAGCAUAGGCAUACGAUUUGUUUGAGUAGGCUGUUGACUGCGUUUUUGGGUGAUGACCCGACGUGGGUGUUGAUGGAGAAACAGGCCAAGGCCCUGAGAGCACAAAACGAGGAGGAGCAGGUGGACGAAGAAGCAGAUGAGGAGGAGGAGGGAGAGCAAAGCAGCUCUGUCCCAAGCGGACCAGCAAACAGCCACGAUGUAUCGGACUUCCCGGAUGGUGAAACAAUACAGCCAUUCUCCGAGACCGAAUCAGAGCCCGCGACGGAGCCUGCGACUCAGCUUCCCACGGCACCACCAACAAAUGAAUCCAGCUCGGUGCAGAACAACGACAGCCUGCCGGAGUCUAUCGAAAGCGUGAAUGGUGUCGUCAACGCCAACGCGGAACCCGCAGCAGCCGCUGUAGUGGAGGAGCAACCAGCUACAGAGAAUGUCGAUGCGGCUGCGGAGGUUGAGAAGGAGCAGACGGAUGCGGCGGCGCCGCCAGCGGGUGAGGAGCAUGUUGACGCGCCUGCGGAACCUUCAGUGGAGAAUCCCGCGGAACAGCCUGCUGAAGGUGUGGUUGAGGCUGAGGUUACUGGGGAGGGUGAUGCGACUAUGGGCGAGACGUCGUUCAACGGGACUGAAUAUGACGCCGAUGCCGACGCCGACGUCGACCAAGAAGUGAACGGCGCAGACGAGGAAAUGAACAACGACGACGACGAAGACGACGAAGACGAACCCACCGCCCCCGCGCGCCGCACAACCCGCCAAGCAACGCUCGCCACACUCUCCGCCCACCUCCAUUCCCAUUCCCACCUCGCCGACGACCCCCUCUUCACCUCCGGCGGCGUCGACCGCGAUCUCGGCAUGGACCACACAGCCGCCGAAGAAACACGGCGAUUAGUCCAGGCGGCAUUGGAGAGGAGUGAGGAGUUUUUGAGGUGUUUGGGGGCUGUGAGGAAUGGGUUGAACCGGGCGGAGAGGUUGAGGGGAAAGGUUCUGGGGAUUGCGAGGGGGGAUGAUGGGGAGCAGGAUGUUGUUUAGGGUUGCCUUUGGGAUUGGUGCAGCGUCUUUUUUCGUAAUGAAUAGCAAAGUGUCCCUUGUUUUUCGG